AUGACUGACCUUCUGCAGAUGUGGGGGGGGACGGAUACCACCCCAGCUCUGCUGCAGUAUCGUCUAACCCUUUCAAGUGUGAUUCGGCGAUACAACUUCACCAUUGCGAGGCGGAAGAUUGCGCCAGAUGGGUAUCUCAAGAACUCGCUCGUGAUCAACGGUCAAUUUCCUGGCCCUCUGAUCGAGGCAAACUGGGGUGACACUAUUCAAGUUACUGUUCACAAUGACAUCCGUGACCCCGAAGAGGGCACGGCCAUCCACUGGCACGGCUUCUUGCAGAAGGGAUCUCCUUGGAUGGAUGGCGUGCCUUCCAUUUCUCAAUGUCCGAUAGCCCCAGGCGCGAGCUUUACCUAUUCAUAUAUUGCCGAUUCGUACGGGUCGUCGUGGUAUCAUUCACACUACUCAGGACAAUAUGCCGAUGGAGCCAUCGGGCCCAUUGUCGUACACGGCCCACCGACGGUCUCGUACGAUAUCGAUAUUGGUCCAGUUCUCAUCACAGAUUAUUACCAUAGAAACUACACGGAUAUCACUGAAGCUGCCUUCAACUCCAAUUUUUCGAUAGUGGCGGUGCCCGGAGUGAAUUCGCUCAUCAACGGCCGUAACAACUAUAAUUGUUCGCUGAAAGCUGCGAAUGACCCAAGCCCUUGUCAAAGUGAUGCUGGCAUCGCCAAGUUCAAGUUUCAGCGCGGCAAAAAGCAUCUUCUCCGCAUUGUCAAUGCGGGUGCCAGUGCUUUGCAAACAUUUUCAGUUGACGGCCACAACUUGACCGUCAUUGCCAACGACUUUGUGCCCGUUGUCCCGUACCAAACUCAGUACCUCAAACUCGGUGUCGGCCAGCGCACCGAUGUGAUUGUCGAAACUACCGCGAACGAGCAAAACAACUUUUUCAUACGCUCCCAGAGCCCGGCCAAGCCAUGUGCCGACACGAUCCAGCCUAACGUUAGCGCACUCGCCUACUUUGACGAUCCAAACGUGGUGCCGCAGCCCAACCCAUGGCCAGCUUUUACAGCUGCCAUCCAAGUGUGUGAAAAUGAGCCUCUGGAAAACACGGAACCUUGGUAUCCAUUGGCAUCACCGCCAACGACGGCCACGACCUACGUCCUGAACAUGACACUCGGCCAAAACGCGUCGGGCUCAUACCUGUGGUACAUGAAUAACUCGACCUUUCGCGGCAACUACAACCACCCGAUCCUCCUGCUGUCGAACCUCGGCAACAACUCGUAUCCCGACGACCCCCAAUGGAACGUUGAGAACUUUGGCACCAACACGUCGAUCCGCAUGGUCGUCUACAACGCCAACCCUCGCACGCAUCCCAUGCAUCUGCACGGGCACAACUACCGGAUCGAAGCGAUCGGCUACAACAACGAGACGUGGGACGGGACCAUCGUGCGGCCGUCCAAUCCGCAGCGCCGAGACACGCAGCUCGUGCCUGGCUGGGGAUACAUGGUGAUCUCCUUCGAGGCGGAUAACCCGGGCGCCUGGCCGUUCCACUGCCAUGUCGCCUGGCACGUGGCCGCCGGCUUGUACGUGACCGUGGUCGAGAGGCCGGAUCUGAUUGCGAAAUACCGCAUUCCGAGCAUCAUGGCGCAGACGUGCAGGGACUGGUGGGCGUAUACGAAGACGGAUGUUGUGGAUCAGAUCGACUCGGGGUUGUGA
Molecule: messenger RNA, 1656 nt
Organism: Dichotomopilus funicola
Lineage: Eukaryota; Fungi; Ascomycota; Sordariomycetes; Sordariales; Chaetomiaceae
Product: laccase-2
Exons: 9
Coding region: 1-1656 (551 amino acids)
Molecular function (GO): oxidoreductase activity; copper ion binding
Source: RefSeq, a predicted model, not a curated record